Messenger RNA from Trichobilharzia szidati, 522 nucleotides. The record is from the annotation of a GenBank genome assembly. NCBI's taxonomy places the organism in Eukaryota, Metazoa, Platyhelminthes, Trematoda, Strigeidida, Schistosomatidae.
AUGUAUCAUCGAAUCUAUACACGUAUCUAUUCACUUUUCAAACCACGUAUCAAUCCACGCAUCAAUCCACGUAUCUAUCUACUUUUAUAUACACGUAUAUAUCCACGUAUCCAACCGGAUAUUUAUCCACGUACCUAUCAACAUAUCAUUUCACGUAACUAUCCACGGUUCUCUCCACGUUUCUAUCCACAUAUCCAGAGACGUAUCUAUCCACGUAUUUAUCCAGGUAUCCAGCCACGUAUUAAUCCACGUAUUAUAAGACGUAACUAUCCACAUAUAAAUACACGUAUAAAUACAGGUAUCCAUCCACGUAUCUAUCCACGUAUCCAACCACGUAUCUGUCCACGUACCUAUUCAGGUAUCCAGCCACGUAUCAAUCCACGUAUCAAGAGACGUAUCUAUCCACAUAUCAAUACACGCAUAUAUCCACGCAUCCAUCCACGUAUAUAUCAACGUAUCUAUCCCCGAAUCUAUCCACGUAUCUAUUCACUUUUCAAUCCAGGUAGCAAUCCACGUUUCUAA